AUGCCGCUUGACAAACGCUCAGGAGGACCGUAUGCCUCUCCCAACGCAGCACUUGGGGGUUUACCCAGUGUUAUCCCCGACAUUCCCAUCUGCGCCGUCUUCAUGGCCCUCUAUAUCGGAUUUGCAGCUACAAACAUGACCAUCCUCCAGAAAAAUCGUCGAAGAAGCCACAAGUUCAUGAUAUCGGGAAUGUUAUUUGGUUUCUGCAUGGCAAGAACCACAACCCUAGUCUUGCGCAUUGCCUGGGCCAAUCGACAGCAUAAUGUCCGACUCGCCAUUGCCGCCAAUAUCUUUGUCAAUGCCGGUGUGCUCCUGGUAUACAUCAUCAACCUGAUUCUUGCACAGCGUAUCCUCCGAGCGAAACAGCCUCGAAUUGGUUGGAAUCCCAUUUUGCGGGUGGCAUACAAGAUCCUUUACGCCCUCAUCGCUGGAGCCUUGGUCAUGGUGAUCACGUCAACUGUUGUCAGCGUUUAUACGCUGGACAAGCAUACGCACUCGCAAUGCCGCGAUGUCCAACUGGCAGCCACGACCCUUCUUCUCAUCAUUACCUGUCUUCCUAUCCUGCAUAUCCUCGUUGCGUUUUUGUUUCCACGAUCCGAGCAGCAGGAAUCAUUCGGAAAAGGAAGUAUGACCAGCAAAGUCAUCAUCGUGGCUCUAUCAUCUGCGCUGUGCAUACUCAUAGCGGGCUUCAAGUCCGGCAUAAACUGGGAAACCCCUCGACCAGUCACCGACCCAGCCUGGUUCCAUUCCAAGGCCUGCUUUUACGUGUUCAACUUUGUCCUCGAGAUCCUUAUCCUUACUCUUCUGACUUUCAGUCGGAUCGACAAGCGAUUCCAUAUUCCCAAUGGAUCUACAAAGCCUGGGGACUACACUCGUCUGGAACUGCAGUUGGAUAAAGAAGAGGAAAUGGAUCAGGUUCCUGCUUCAGUUGAGAUGAAGAAUAGUGCGUCACCGUUAUGA
Molecule: messenger RNA, 960 nt
Organism: Aspergillus thermomutatus
Lineage: Eukaryota; Fungi; Ascomycota; Eurotiomycetes; Eurotiales; Aspergillaceae
Exons: 1
Coding region: 1-960 (319 amino acids)
Source: RefSeq, a predicted model, not a curated record